Cajanus cajan (pigeon pea) is the source of this 3470-nucleotide messenger RNA. RefSeq names its product glutamate receptor 3.4. Lineage: Eukaryota; Viridiplantae; Streptophyta; Magnoliopsida; Fabales; Fabaceae. The record is from RefSeq and is a predicted model, not a curated record. Gene Ontology annotation, molecular function: ligand-gated monoatomic ion channel activity. Gene Ontology annotation, cellular component: membrane.
AAUGUGAUUCACGAAGUAACUAUCCUAAUAAUAAUAGACGCACGAAAAGACAAAGAUUUUGUAACACACUUACUGAUAUUAACGUGGGGAGAAGACAAUGCUUGAUGCUUCAGAGCUCAGACCGAAAGGACUAUGAUUCUUUGCUUUCACCUUGGAACACAAUAGCUUCACUCUUUUGGCUAGUCAAGUACGUUGUCUCAGUCUUCAAUCACAUGCUCCACAGCCAUAUAUAACUAGAGUUCAAAACUGUUGCAAUUUGUGAAGCUUAGAUCCCUUUAAGUUUGGCGUGAGGUGCUGAGUUCUGAUGCUGCUUUGAACUGAAGAACUUGGAGGUGUUUUCUCACAAAUGGAUGGAAAAAUGUUUGUGGGGAGGGUGUUGUUGGUCUCGGUUUUCUGCUUGUGGAUUCCCUCUCUGGUGGUGGAGGGAAGGAAUGGAACUACCAUCACAAACUCUACUAAUUCUUCAACACCAAGAGUUUUAAGAGUUGGAGCUUUGUUUACUCUUAAUUCUAUAAUUGGAAGGUCGGCAAAACCUGCACUUAUGGCUGCUUUUGAUGAUGUUAAUGAUAAUUCGAACGUUCUCCCUGGCGUUAAGCUGGAGGUUGUUUUACAUGAUACAAAUUGCAGUGGGUUUGUUGGAACAAUGGAAGCUUUGCAAUUGAUGGAGGAUGAAGUGGUUGCUGCCAUUGGUCCACAGUCCUCAGGAAUAGCACAUGUCAUCUCUCAUGUUGUCAAUGAACUCCAUGUCCCUCUUGUUUCAUUUGGGGCAACAGACCCAUCUCUAUCUUCCCUUCAGUACCCAUAUUUUGUUCGCAGCACCCAAAGUGAUUAUUAUCAGAUGUAUGCAAUUGCAGACUUGGUUGAUUACUAUAGAUGGAGGGAGGUAAUUGCCAUAUAUGUAGAUGAUGAUAAUGGAAGGAAUGGAAUUUCAGUAUUGGGAGAUGCUUUGGCAAAGAAACGUGCCAAGAUCUCUUAUAAGGCUCCUUUCCCUCCUGGUGCCCUCAAGAAAGAUAUCAGUGACUUGUUAAAUGGAGUGAACCUAAUGGAAUCACGGGUUUUUGUUCUUCAUGUUAAUCCUGAUAAUGGUUUGAACAUUUUUUCUCUUGCUGAGAAGCUAGGAAUGAUGAACAGUGGCUAUGUGUGGAUUGCAACAGAUUGGCUUGCUUCAGCACUUGAUUCAUUAGAGCCAGUUGAUCCUAAAACUAUGAAUCUCCUUCAAGGGGUUUUGGCUUUGCGUCAUCACACUCCUGAUACUAAUGAAAAGAAGAGUUUUCUCUCCAGGAUGAAGAGACUCAAAGACAAGGAGACUCCAAGCUUCAAUUCCUAUGCAUUGUAUGCAUAUGAUUCUGUGUGGUUAGUAGCUCGUGCUCUUGAUGCCUUUCUCAAAGAAGGUGGCAUGGUAUCUUUCUCCUCUGACCCUAAGUUGCGCGACACAAAUGGAAGCAUGUUGCAUCUAGAAUCGCUUCGUAUUUUUGGAGAUGGUGCCAAGUUUCUCGAGGCAAUUUUGAGAACCAACUUCACUGGUCUGACUGGUGAAGUUCAGUUUGAUUUGGAAAAGAAUAGAAUGCAUCCAGCAUAUGAUAUCUUGAACAUUGGUGGAUCCGGAAUGAGGAGAAUUGGUUAUUGGUCUAAUUACUCAGGUCUCUCAGUUGUGGCUCCAGAAAUUUUGUAUAAGAAACCACCUAACACUUCAACAAGCAGCCAACAACUGUAUAGUGUUAUAUGGCCUGGAGAAACUACAAAUAAACCAAGAGGGUGGGUGUUCCCCAACAAUGGAAGGCCACUGAGAAUAGCAGUGCCUAAUAGAGUAAGUUACUUGGAAUUUGUUUCUAAAGACAAGAACCCCCCGGGAGUAAGAGGCUAUUGCAUUGAUGUCUUUGAAGCUGCCAUAAACUUGUUGCCUUAUCCUGUCCCACGAAAAUACAUAUUAUUUGGACCUGGUGAUAGAAAUCCGAGCUAUGAUGACCUUGCAAGUCAGGUUGCACUAAAUAACUUUGAUGCUGCAGUUGGUGAUGUUACAAUUGUCCCAAACAGGACAAGGUUUUUGGAUUUUACUCAACCUUACAUGGAAUCAGGGCUGGUUGUUGUUGUUCCUGUCAAGGAGAUCAAAUCAAGUCCUUGGUCUUUCCUCAAACCCUUCACUGCUCAAAUGUGGUGUGUUACUGGUGCCUUUUUUAUAUUUGUGGGAACCGUUGUAUGGAUUCUUGAGCACCGCCACAAUCCGGAGUUUCGUGGUAGACCAAAGAAACAACUCAUGACAGUCUGUUGGUUUAGUUUCUCAACAAUGUUUUUCUCACACAGAGAGAACACUGUGAGUGGUCUUGGGAGAUUGGUGCUAAUCAUAUGGCUUUUUGUGGUGUUAAUUAUCAAUUCAAGCUACACAGCUAGCUUAACAUCCAUCCUCACGGUGCAGCAACUUUCAUCACAAAUUGAAGGAAUUGACAGCUUGAUCUCAGGUACUCAACCAAUUGGAAUUCAAGAAGGUUCAUUUGCAAGGAAGUAUUUGACUGAGGAACUCAAUAUACAACCAUCAAGGAUAGUUACAUUGAAAAAUAUGGAGGCAUAUAUUGAUGCCCUUGAGCGUGGACCAAAAGAUGGAGGGGUUGUGGCCGUUGUUGAUGAGCUUCCUUAUAUUGAAAUCUUAAUGUCAAGUACUAAUUGUAAGUUCAGAACCGUUGGCCAGGAGUUCACUAAAAGUGGUUGGGGAUUUGCAUUCCAGAGGGACUCUCCCCUUGCAGUUGACAUGUCAACUGCCAUUCUUCAACUCUCAGAGAAUGGUGACCUGCAAAAGAUCCAUGAUAAAUGGCUUUUAAAACAUGAUUGUUCUGUACAAGAUAAUGUAGAUUCAAAUGAACUAUCUCUUAGUAGCUUCUGGGGUCUCUUUCUCAUAUGUGGCAUUGCAUGUGUCCUUUCUUUGAUUGCAUUCUCCAUCAAAGUGUUCUGCCAAUACAACAAAUUCAACCCAGAACCUGAGCAAGAUGACCAGGAAAUUUCACCAACGAGGCCUAAAGAUAAAAGGCUUUUCCGAUCCACCACUAGCUUCAGGGAAUUGAUGUAUUUUGUGGAUAAGAAAGAAAAAGAAAUCAAAGAGAUACUUAGGCAGAAGAGUAAGAAAAGAAGACGCAGCCUCAGCUCAGAUGGUCAAUCUAGUUCACCAAUCUAAGUAACCAUGUACAUUUUUGUUAGUGUCUUGUUUUAUUUCUCUUACUUAGGCCAUACCAUAAUAACACAAUAUUGACACAAAUUUGUCAACAUUGAAACAUUUUAAUUUAUCCCUUCUUGGAUAUGGAACUCUGGCUGUAAGAUCAUUAUCAACAUUUAACACGGUAUAAAGAAAAACAAUAUACAAUCUUGGUCUACUUUAGGCCAACAUACACUAAAUUUAGACAAAUGUACCUCCUUACAGAACAGUUUUAAGUCUGCAACUGAGAGAAUUAUUAAAGAAUAAGAGGUUUUUCUUGAGUCCUCAA